Molecule: messenger RNA, 1538 nt
Organism: Vespula vulgaris
Lineage: Eukaryota; Metazoa; Arthropoda; Insecta; Hymenoptera; Vespidae
Product: methionine aminopeptidase 1
Exons: 6
Coding region: 77-1207 (376 amino acids)
Biological process (GO): proteolysis
Molecular function (GO): metalloaminopeptidase activity
Source: RefSeq, a predicted model, not a curated record
UAUCUUAUUACAUCACGGUUCGUACGCUCGUUCGCGGAGUCACGACGUGUGCUUUGAAAGAAACUCCUUUUCGAUAAUGGCGGUGGCUCCUGGAAUAUGUGAAGCACCUGGAUGUAAAGCAGAAGCGAGCUUACAAUGUCCGACUUGCUUAAAAAUUGGAAUACAGGGUUCAUACUUUUGUAGUCAAGCGUGCUUUAAAGAUAACUGGAACUCACAUAAACUAAUUCACCAUCUUGCAAAAGGAGAAAAUGUGAAUAAAAGUUCCGAGUACAAUCCAUGGCCUUCUUAUCAUUACACUGGAAAAUUACGUCCUUUCAAAAGAGAGUCGCGUCGUGAAGUGCCAGAAUGUAUAGGCCGUCCGGAUUAUGCUCAACAUCCAACUGGAAUUCCUAUAAGUGAACAAGCAGUGAGAGGUUCUGCCCAAAUUAAAAUCCUUAACGAUGAAGAGAUUGAAGGAAUGCGCGUUGCUUGCAAGCUCGGUCGAGAAGUCUUAGAUGAGGCUGCAAAAACAUGUGGCGUAGGUGUUACGACAGCAGAAAUUGACAGGGCUGUUCAUGAAGCUUGUAUAGAACGAGAUUGUUAUCCUUCGCCAUUGAACUAUUAUCAGUUUCCUGCUAGCUGUUGCACAUCGGUCAAUGAAGUAAUUUGCCAUGGUAUACCUGAUACCAGGCCAUUGCAAGAUGGAGAUAUUUGUAAUGUCGAUGUCACUGUAUAUCAUAAUGGUUUUCAUGGAGAUCUGAACGAAACAUUUCUAGUCGGGAAUGUUAAACCAGAAGUAAAAAAAUUAGUGGAAGUAACAUACGAAUGUUUGUCAAAAGCUAUAGAGAUUGUACGUCCGGGAGAAAAAUAUAGAGAUAUUGGUAAUGUGAUACAGAAACAUGCACAGGCACAUGGUUUUAGUGUAGUACGCAGUUAUUGUGGACAUGGCAUACAUCGUCUUUUCCAUACUGCGCCGAAUGUACCUCACUAUGCCAAAAAUAAAGCAGUAGGGGUUAUGAAACCUGGCCACUGCUUCACGAUAGAGCCAAUGAUAUCUCAAGGUACAUGGAGAGAUGAAAUGUGGCCUGAUAAUUGGACAGCUGUCACAGCAGACGGUCAGUGGUCAGCACAAUUUGAACAUACUCUUUUAGUCACAGAGAAGGGUUGUGAUAUUCUGACAAAACGUCUAACAAACGAUGGUAAACCAUGGUUCAUGGAUCAAUCGUAGUACAAUUUGUCGUAACAGUGACAAAUCACGUGAUGUCAUCAAGAUGUGCGUAUUUUAUUUUUAUCAGUAAAAUUAAGAUCUUUUUGUGUUUGUUUUAUUGAUUGAAAAAAACAUUUUGUCAAAAAUGAAAAUGAUUAACCCGGCUAAAGAAACUAAUGGAAAUAGCUUUGUCCAUCAGCGUUUCCUUAAUGUUUCUUUUUCUAUUUAAAAAGGAAAAAAUUACUGCCUCCUGUAUCAUACUAAUAUUUCGCCAAGAUGAUAAAUAUGUACAUACGAGUAUAAUGUUUACCUUUCAAUUGCGCGGGAUGUUCAAAAUAAAAGAUUAAAAUUA